Messenger RNA from Oncorhynchus mykiss (rainbow trout), 4330 nucleotides. Its product is annotated as band 4.1-like protein 1. The record is from RefSeq and is a predicted model, not a curated record. Gene Ontology annotation, biological process: cortical actin cytoskeleton organization; actomyosin structure organization. Gene Ontology annotation, cellular component: cytoskeleton. Gene Ontology annotation, molecular function: structural molecule activity; actin binding. Lineage: Eukaryota; Metazoa; Chordata; Actinopteri; Salmoniformes; Salmonidae.
GAGUUCCCUUGUCCCCUAUAGCACGCCCCUCCGUCUUUCCUCCGCGCCUUCCCGGUCGUGCCUCCCAUCUAUUCUCUCGCGCCAUCUCCCGGGGAAAAGAAGCUGAGGGGCGGUGGCGGCGUCGGUGUAACGUUGCUUCGCUGGCCUGUAACCUCAAUGGUCCACAUCUAGACUGAAGACUGACAGUUGGACCCGACAGGACAGGAUUGCAUUCCAUUACCAUGACCACAGAAAAGGGAUUGCCCAUGGAGAUGAAGAGUACCAUGGAGGGUGAUGUCAGGAGGACCAAUCAGGAUCAUGACAGUAAGACGUCAGAUGACCAUCAUGGGGACAUGGAUGACAGCUCAGAGAAGACCCCCAGCAAAGCAUCAAAAUCCCCCCAGAAAUCUUCCAAACGCCCCAAAACCGUUCCUGUCAAAAUCUCCCUACUUGACGGCUCAGAGUAUGAAACUGGAGUAGAGAAAUUUGCCAGGGGGCAGUCCGUGCUGGACAUGGUGUGUGGCCAUCUGAACCUGCUGGAGAGGGACUACUUUGGCCUGACGUUCUAUGACACAGACAACACCAAGAAUUGGCUGGACCCGUCAAAGGAGAUCAAGAAGCAAAUCCGAAUUGGCUCAUGGCAUUUCGGCUUUGCUGUCAAGUUUUAUCCCCCUGACCCAUCUCAGCUCACUGAAGACAUCACCAGGUACUACCUGUGUCUACAGCUGAGGGACGACAUGCUGUCCUGGCGUCUGCCCUGCUCCUUCGGGACCUACGCCCUGCUAGGUUCUUACACGGUGCAGGCGGAGCUGGGUGACUAUGAGCCAGAGGAACACGGGCCCGACUACAUCAGUGACUUCCGUUUCGCCCCCAACCAGACGAGGGAGCUAGAGGAGAGGGUGAUGGAGCUUCACCGCAACUACAGGGGAAUGAGUCCAGCGGAGGCAGAGGUGAACUUUCUAGAAAAUGCCAAGAAGCUUUCCAUGUACGGUGUAGACCUGCAUCAUGCCAAGGAUUCAGAGGGCAUUGACAUCAUGCUUGGCGUCAGCGCCAACGGACUACUCAUCUACCGUGACCGUCUGAGGAUCAACCGCUUCGCCUGGCCGAAGAUCCUCAAAAUCUCCUACAAGAGGAGCAACUUCUACAUCAAAAUACGCCCCGGGGAGUAUGAACAGUUUGAGAGCACCAUCGGCUUCAAGCUGCCCAACCACCGGGCUUCCAAACGCCUGUGGAAGGUCUGCAUUGAACACCACACCUUCUUCAGGUUGGUGUCUCCAGAACCCCCUCCCAAGGGCUUCCUGGUGAUUGGCUCCAAAUUCCGCUACAGUGGGCGGACCCAGGCCCAGUCGCGUCAGGCCAGUGUGCUGAUCGACCGGCCAGCUCCACAGUUUGACCGUUCGGUUAGCAAGAGGUACCUGCUGCCCCGCAGUGUGGAUGGAGCAUCAGCCCUGGGAGACAGCAUGGACCAGCUGUCCCAGCGCAGCUCCAGUGAUCACACCCAGUUCCUGUCCAGAGAAGACCUGGAACAAGAGGGCAGUCUGGACCUAGACCAGGAUCAGGAUUACCAGGAACAAGACCAGGAGUACCAGGAUCAGGACGAGGAGACUGAUGGUUUUGCCACGUCCGCCAAGACCAUGGAGCUGAAGGGUGAGGAGGCAGGCUCGCCAGUAGACUCAAAGCUUGAGCAGCAGUUCCUGGACAAGCCCGAGGAUGUCCUGCAGAAGCACCAGGCCAGCAUCAACGAACUAAAGAGAGCUCUCAGGGAGCCCAACAGCAAGCUGUCACAGAGGGAGAAACGCUUGUCCACAGCCACGCCCCCUGGAGGCACCCCAGAGAGGAAACAGGAGACCCCUCCUACACCUGCCAUUCAUGAGGAGCCUUUUGACGAAGCCAUGAGGGAGCCGUGGGAGAGGCGGUUGGGCUCAGUGUCAGAGGACGACCAAGACCACGAGACCCUGUACCUGAAGGAAACCCACCUGGGCAUUGAGCGCAAGUGCUCCAGCAUCACGGUCAGCUCUACGUCCAGCCUGGAGGCCGAGGUGGACUUCACUGUCCUCAUGGACCUCCAUACGGGCAUGGAGGAGUUCUCCAGGGGCAUGAUGGAGCUGGGCGAGAGGCCCAUGUCACCUGACGUGGGCCUCAGCCUGAGUAUCGACCUGCAGGGAACCCUGCCACCUCUCGUCUCGGCUCCUCUCACCGGGGCUAGCAGCAGCCCUCCUACCAAGCAGCUACACACCGAAGACGUCCGACAUCAUGAGCCUGUUGUGCCCAGAAAACCAAAGAGGUCAGUUCCCAUCGACAGAGACCAGUCACAGAAAGAUACCACUUACUCAUCCCCCAUGACAGCACUGAGCAGAGAGGCUAGUGAUGUCGUCGCCUCCCAUGCACUGAGGAAGACUGAGGUCAAGAUCGACAGAGACCAGUCACAAAAAGAGGCCACUUACGUGUCCCCCAUGACAGCGCUGAGCAGGGAGGCUAGUGAUGUCGUCGCCUCCCAUGCACUAAGGAAGACUGAGGUCAAGAUCGACAGAGACAUGUCACAGAAAGAGACCACUUACGUGUCCCCCAUGACAGCACUGAGCAGAGAGGCUAGUGAUGUCGUCGCCUCCCAUGCACUAAGGAAGACUGAGGUCAAGAUCGACAGAGACCUGUCACAGAAAGAGACCACUUACGUGUCCCCCAUGACAGCACUGAGCAGAGAGGCUAGUGAUGUCGUCGCCUCCCAUGCACUGAGGAAGACUGAGGUCAAGGUCGACAGAGACCAGACAGUCAGAGAGACCACUUACGUGUCCCCCAUGACAGCUCUGAGCAGAGAGGCUAGUUGCGUUGUCGCCAGCCACGCAUUGAGGAAGACCGAUGUCAAGGUCGAGACACAGCCCAAUGGGUCAGAGGUCACUACAACCAUCGUGGAGUUUACAGAUCAGGAUCAUGGUGUGACUGUAAGCAGUAUAGGCGAGACUUCUUAUUCAACAACAGAAGGUGUUUCCCCUGUGCACAUGUGUACGUUGGGAAGAGAGGCCUCUGGAUCUCCAAUACUUGUUACUGAGAAUGUUACCUCUGCAACCACGCAUGUCACCAAGACGGUGAAAGGGGGCUAUUCAGAGACCAGAAUUGAGAAGAGGAUCAUAAUCACAGGAGAUGAUGAUGUUGACCAGGAGCAGGCCCUCGCUAUUGCGAUACAGGAAGCCAAGCAACAGCAUCCGGACAUGUUGGUCACCAAGGCAGUAGUUGUCAAGGAAACAGAAUCGUCCACUGAGAAUCCACAUGGGACAUCUUAGUCCUGAUUCCUGGGACAUGAGCGCCCCCCUCAGGAGCAGACCUGUUGGUGCCUGAGCUACCUGAGACAACCACACUGCUGUGACCACUGCUAGUGGGGCUCCGACACACACAGCCACACACGUUUCAAUCCCUCACCCUUACUACUCUUGCCCACUGGGCCAACCCAUAUACUUCCCUGUUGUCUACCAUAGUAACAGGACUCCUUUAAAUCCAACCCUUUAUUUAUGAAUCUUUGCUCUGGCGGUGAUAUGGUGAAAUAUAGCCUCUUAGAAUCUGAGAGUGAAAUACUUACAUACUCGUCUCUAGCAUGUUGGCUCAGCAUUCCCGAACAGUCACAUUACAAGUCAAAAUGUUGAAAACACUUCAACUCACUUUACCUGUUGUCCAAUUAUUAUUUUUCCUAUGUCGGAGGUAAUCUGAUACAACAUAUCCAUAGGGGAACGUUAUCAACCCGACCUUCAGUACGCUGGUCUGUAUAUUUCUGGUUUGUAUUUUCAAUACUGACUCAAUUUGCACGAGACAAACACUUAAACAAUUUGUCUGAACCUAACCACAGACCGAACGGCAAACACUUUCAGCUGAUUACGAGGAAACGUGCUUCGGUUGACAACGUUUGGUUACAUUCGGCUAUUGUUUACAUAUUGUGCAUCACAUGAAAUGCAUCACAUGAUUUAAAAUACUAAAUUACAAGCCGACAUAGCCAAAUACCUACCGGCGCCCCAGAAAGUUGGGCUAAUAGUACUUUCCUGUGGCCAUUUUAUCUCCACUUCCAACCGCCAAAAAGACAACUGGUAAAGUAUGUUUAAAUAUAAUUUUAUUCAACAUUCUGUCUGGUAGAGACUAUUGCGUCUUUUUUACAGCGACUUCUUUCAGACUGAUAGCCAUGGAGUAACCAUGGUAACAGCCUGAUAUUUAGACAAGGUGAAAUACAGACAUGGAUGGCUAGAUAUGGAAAUGUCAUAAAUGAUGGCAGUCUUGGUACUAAGAAAUAACAGGUUGAAUGACAAAAUAAUGCCAGAAUUCCUUGUUUCACUGCUGGAAAGUUUCAGUCUACACCUAGUACACUUGUCUG